Messenger RNA from Athene cunicularia (burrowing owl), 2926 nucleotides. It is a transcript of the gene BRD3, whose product is annotated as bromodomain containing 3. Gene Ontology annotation, cellular component: nucleus; chromatin. Gene Ontology annotation, biological process: chromatin remodeling; regulation of DNA-templated transcription. The record is from RefSeq and is a predicted model, not a curated record. The transcript has 11 exons. NCBI's taxonomy places the organism in Eukaryota, Metazoa, Chordata, Aves, Strigiformes, Strigidae. The coding region runs from base 113 to 2311 and encodes 732 amino acids.
UAUGGUUGGACCCUGGAAAUGGGAUGUCAGUCCCGUUCAGGGAGCAUAAAGGAAGAAAGAAAAUCUCCCAGUUGCUGCCGCUGUGACAGCGAGUGAGAGCAAGAGCAGGAAAAUGUCGACAGUCACAUCAGCAAUCCAGGCUCCUCAGGGCCCUGUGAAUCCGCCGCCUCCGGAGGUCACUAAUCCUAAUAAGCCUGGCCGGAAGACCAACCAAUUGCAGUAUAUGCAAAAUGUUGUGGUAAAGACCUUGUGGAAGCAUCAGUUUGCCUGGCCUUUCUACCAACCUGUUGAUGCAAUUAAAUUGAAUUUGCCGGAUUAUCACAAAAUAAUAAAAAACCCCAUGGACAUGGGGACGAUCAAGAAGCGCCUGGAACAUAACUAUUACUGGAGUGCCAGUGAAUGUAUGCAGGAUUUCAACACCAUGUUUACAAAUUGUUACAUUUAUAACAAGCCCACAGAUGACAUCGUCCUCAUGGCUCAAGCCCUGGAGAAGAUAUUUCUGCAGAAGGUUGCCCAGAUGCCUCAGGAGGAAGUCGAAUUAUUACCCCCAGUUCCUAAAGGCAAAGGUCGCAAGCCGUCAGCAGGCACGCAGAGUGCAGGAGCGCAGCAAGCCGUGGCCGUGUCUUCCGUCUCCCCGCCGGCCCCGUUCCAGAACGUCCCUCCAGCCGUGUCUCAGACGCCCGUCAUUGCUGCCACCCCUGUGCCAACCAUCACUGCUAAUGUCCCGCCUGUCACUGCCCCUCCCGCCGCUGCUCCCCCUCCGCCUGCUGCUCCGAUCAUGCCCGUGGUGCCUCCUACGCCACCGGUAGUCAAGAAAAAGGGAGUGAAGCGGAAAGCAGACACAACAACCCCCACCACCUCGGCGAUCACUGCCAGCCGAAGCGAGUCACCCACGCCCCUCUCGGACCCCAAGCAGGCCAAAAUCAUCGCGCGACGGGAGAGCGGCGGCCGGCCCAUCAAACCACCAAAGAAAGACCUUGAAGAUGGAGAGGUCCCCCAGCACGCAGGGAAGAAGGGCAAACUCUCUGAGCACCUCAAGUACUGUGACAGCAUUCUCAAGGAGAUGCUCUCGAAGAAGCAUGCAGCCUAUGCAUGGCCCUUUUACAAGCCUGUUGAUGCAGAGGCCUUGGAAUUACAUGACUAUCAUGAUAUUAUCAAACACCCCAUGGAUCUCAGUACUGUUAAAAAAAAAAUGGACAGUCGGGAAUACCAGGAUGCACAAGGUUUUGCAGCAGAUAUUCGGUUAAUGUUCUCUAAUUGUUACAAGUACAAUCCUCCAGACCACGAAGUGGUAGCGAUGGCCAGGAAGCUUCAGGAUGUCUUUGAGAUGAGGUUCGCCAAGAUGCCCGAUGAGCCUGCAGAGGCCCCGCCUCCACCUCCACCAACAGCACCCGUGGUGAGCAAAAGCACAGAGAGCAGUCACAGCAGUGAGGAGAGCUCUUCCGACUCGGAUAGCUCGGACUCAGAAGAAGAGCGAGCGACUCGGCUGGCAGAGCUCCAGGAACAGCUAAAGGCCGUCCAUGAGCAGCUAGCUGCAUUGUCACAAGCACCAGUGAACAAACCAAAGAAAAAAAAAGAAAAGAAGGAAAAAGAGAAGAAAAAGAAAGAUAAAGAAAAGGAAAAAGAAAAGCACAAAGUCAAAACUGAGGAGGAGAAAAAACCCAAGGUGGCUCAACCACCAAAACAAACCCAACAGAAGAAAGCCCCAGCUAAGAAAGCAAACAGCACAACCACAGCUAACAGGCAGCCCAAGAAAGGAGGCAAACAGGCAUCUGCAACCUACGAUUCAGAUGAGGAGGAGGAAGGUCUGCCCAUGACUUACGAUGAGAAACGACAACUCAGCUUGGACAUCAACCGCCUGCCCGGGGAGAAGCUGGGCAGGGUGGUGCACAUCAUCCAGUCACGGGAACCUUCCCUCAGAGACUCCAAUCCCGACGAGAUAGAAAUAGAUUUUGAAACAUUGAAGCCCACAACUUUACGAGAACUGGAGAGAUACGUGAAAUCUUGUUUACAGAAAAAACAGAGGAAACCAUUUUUUUCAGAAAUUGUGCAUUCCUCCUCCACAGCUGCAAGUGGAAAAAAGCAAGCAGCAAAGUCAAAAGAAGAGUUAGCUCAGGAAAAGAAGAAAGAACUAGAAAAACGGUUACAGGAUGUCAGUGGGCAGUUAAACAACAACAAGAAACCUGCAAAGAAAGAGAAAUCCGGCUCGGCUCCCUCCGGAGGCCCUUCCCGGCUCAGCAGCAGCAGCUCCUCGGAGUCUGGGAGCAGCAGCUCCAGCGGCUCCAGCUCAGACAGCAGCGAUUCGGAAUGAGUUACGGACACUUACACACAAAAUGGACAUCACCCUCACCAAUGCUCUGCAGUGUUCCUUUCUCUCGUUAAUAUACUGCUCUUGUUCCACGGUGGUCAGGUUUUUUUUUUUGUCUCCUUUCUCUGACUUUUUUUAUUUUAUUUUUUAAUUCAGUGUUAUAAAAGGUAUCUUCCAUUUUGGGGGGGGGGCUCUUUUAAUAGGUCAAAGAUCUUUGCGUGUGCGUGUGUGUGUGUGACUAGACUUUAUGACAAAUAGUUCCCUUUGCAUAAAGUCUCUAAAAUACUUUUUAACUGAAGAAGAUUGGUUGAAAAUGGAAGAAUUUGAACUCUUAGCAGGAGAUAAAUAGAAAGUUCUGCAGGGUUUGUAGUACAUUUCCCUCCUGCCCCUUCCCUCUCCCCAGAAUGUUCUCUUUUAAGAAGCCUGCCUGGCUCACACAAGGUAAAAAAAAAAUAAUCUUUUUUAAAAGAAAUCUCUGUAAAAUGGUACUGUAUCUGAAAGAUGUUAGCUUUUGAACUAGUUGGUGUAUUUGUUAUUAGCACUAGUAUUCUUAAUCUCGAAGUCUACAGUGUGAUAAAAAUGUCAGAUGCUAUGAUCUUUUUACAUAAAAACAAAAAA